This is a messenger RNA of Rhopalosiphum padi (bird cherry-oat aphid), 3124 nucleotides long. RefSeq names its product RNA-binding region-containing protein 3-like. Lineage: Eukaryota; Metazoa; Arthropoda; Insecta; Hemiptera; Aphididae. The transcript is spliced from 6 exons. The record is from RefSeq and is a predicted model, not a curated record. Bases 453 to 1763 code for a protein of 436 amino acids. Gene Ontology annotation, cellular component: U12-type spliceosomal complex. Gene Ontology annotation, molecular function: pre-mRNA intronic binding; protein binding; U12 snRNA binding. Gene Ontology annotation, biological process: mRNA splicing, via spliceosome.
UUUUUAUUAUCAUUUAUCCAUAACGUCUAGCACGACGGAUAUAGUGAUACUGCGAUAACUCAAAUUGGCAAGUUUCGUUGUGGCGUUGUUAAAAUUGUAGCAAUAGCAACUGCAAUACUGCAUUCCUGCCUGCACAGGCUAUUCACGCACAGUGAUCAGUUGCAAAUUUGUAAUACGAAAUUUAUUAUUUCGUAAAAUAUUGAUAGGUAUCUUAGUAGUUUUAGUCCAAAUUAACUACUUAACCCACGUCUUAUAACUUAGUAUCUAUUGAACAGUCCUAUUUUAUCUAUAUUUUUAAAUUCGGAAUGAGGUGUAAUAUUUUCCAAGUAAACGUUAUGUUAUAUUAUUGUGACUAAUUAUUAUUUGUACCACUUCUACUAUAGGACCUAGAUCCAAAAAGUAUUCAACAAUUUACCAGUUUACAUAGUUCAUGUUUUGUUUAUGUGAAAACUAUGGCAUCUGCUACAGUCAUAGUGCGCCAUUUUCCUCCACAAAUUUCGUCUGAAGAUAAAGAAGAGUUUCUCAAGUAUUUUGGUGCCAAAUAUGUUAAAAUAUUGACAUCUAAAACAAAUCAGAGAUCUAUUGCAUAUGCAAGGUUUGAAUCCCAAGAAUUUGCUGAAGCUGUUAUUCAGCGGUUGCAUCAAAAAGAAUUGUUAGGCCAUAGGUUGACUGUUGAAUUAUCUGCAAACGAUCUCGAUGUCAAUCUUAUGAAAUGUCCUAAGCCACUACCAGUUAUUGAAUGCAACACUGACGAAGUAAAACAAUUACAAGAGGAUUAUUUAAAAAAAUUAAAUAGUUGGUCAGCUGCAAUCGACCUAAACCAACCACCGCCACAUCAUCUGCACUAUAGUUAUCCUGAUCCAAACCCAUACAUACUGUCAAAUAUUACCAAUGCAUUAGCUAAUAAUCAGAAGUUCUACUAUCAAGUCUUACACUUGAUGAAUCGCAUGAAUCUGCCUGCACCUUUUGAACCUGUUAUAAGUUAUCCUCUGAAUAAGUUUAUGAAAAUCGAAACUGCAGAUAAGUACACCACCACUGAUGAAACUGAUCCAGAUCUGUCAGAAUCUGAAAUGGAAAGUGAUAAUGAAAGUGAUCAUAAUAUAGAACCUAAAUUAUCUUUGUUCAAAAAGAAAAUAUGUAAAGUUAUAAAGCCUAAGCGUUUAAAAAAUAUCACAGCUACAGUGUCAAAAAAGGCCAAAGUUGAAUUGGCCAAUGUUUUUGACACUGUUGAGUAUGAGAUACCAAAGAAAAUUGAAGUCAAAGUACCAGCAGAAUUAAAACCUGUCGAGGGACCAACUGCGGACACUGAAGGCGGAUUUGGUGUAAUAUAUUCAUCAAAGAGUAUAAACAAAGAAGAAGAUAAAAAAGAAAGCGAGUCAGAUGAUGAUAUAACAGGAGAUUGUAUUAGUAAAGAAGAAUUAGCUACAAAUAGAUUGUCAGACAAAGAUAUAAAUAAUAUGCCUAUUUUUAAGAAUUAUUAUCCUGGAGCUCCAUCCUGUAGGUUAUACAUAAAAAAUUUAGCAAAAACAGUACUGGAUAAUGAUUUAAAAUACAUUUAUAAGAGAUUUAUCAAAUCUGAAGAUCUCAAACCAGGAACUAUGUUUGAUAUACGACUGAUGCAAGAUGGGCGUAUGAAGGGUCAAGCGUUUGUGACAUUACCAUGUGUAGAAAAUGCCCAACAGGCAUUGAAUGAAACCAAUGGAUAUAUUUUAAAAGACAAACCUAUGAUUGUACAAUUUGCCAGAUCAGCUACGGCAAAAUAAGUAUUAAUACAAUAAUUUAAUGCAUAAAAACAGUUAAUUAUUUAUACAUAUGUUUAUAUUCAAAAUAUUAUACAUAAAAAAUAAUAAUGUAUAUAAAAAAAUUUAGUUUCUUCUCCUACGCACUCUGGAAAUUCUCCAGGAAUUUGGUUCUUCAUAUUUGUUAUAAAGUGGUUCUAGCCGUUGGUUCUUUUUGAACUUGCUCAACUUUGUUGGAUCAGAGAAUUUAAAGAAUGCUGGUGCGAAUUCAACAAGCCACCUUGGAUCUAUUGUUGUUACCUCACGCAUAUAUUCUUUGGUGGUUUGAACCAGUUCAUGAUACAUUACCCUGAUAAUAGAAUACAUUCAAUUUUUAUGAGUAUUGUUUUGUGUAAUAUUAGUACAUAAAUAAUUAAUUUAUCAAAAUACAAACCAUUCAGGUUGUCUGUUGAACAAAGCACUGCUAGGAUGAAUAUAGACCGCCUGUCCAUCAACAAGAGUACGGUAACCUUCUUGUGGAUCUUUUUUAGACGCAUUACGGAAAAAUCCAGAACAAAUAGCUUUUUGUAUUCGAGCUGUGUUUUUACCGGCCGAAACGACAUCCAACUUAUGUCUACAAAAAUUUAGAGGUAGAUUUUAAAAAUUAAUUAGUUAUAACUUAUAAGUUAUAAGUUAUAAGUAUUCAUAAUUUAAUCAUUACCGGUCCAUGAUUCCUAGCAAUUGUUUACGAACAUCUUGGGCUCUUUUGAGUGUACGUACUUGGACAAAAUUCUCAUAACACCAAGCAUUACUAAACUUAUUAUUUUUCCAAGAAUUGUACACGGCCAAAAGUGUUAAAUGAUCACCUUCAACUUGAUUGAAUUUUGCUUUUUUCUGAUCAGCUAAUGCUUGUUUAUCUUUUGGUCUAUAAAAAACAUUUUGAACAGAAAGCAUGGAUACAAUAGUCAAUAUCUCUUCGGAACAUUGAAGAUGAACAGACAUAAUCAACAUUUUGGAGAGCGGAUACAUACUCGUCUUCCCAAUCUGGUAAGUAGACCUUCAUCAUCUAAUGCACUCAAAGAAUGCAAUGAUUCCAAGGCCAUGAUUAAACUUUCAACUGGAGGGGCAUCCAUGAAGUCAAAAUGAAGUAAAUCAUUAAUGCCCAUAGUUUUCAGUUGCAAUACCUAGAGUACAGGUGUUGGCAACAUUUCAUCUCGAUAGGCUCUCUCUGUAUAAAGUCUAUAACAUUUACCUGGUCCAGUACGGCCAGCACGACCAGCUCUUUGUUUGGCUUGUGCCUAAAUUGACAAUAUAAUAUUAAAUAAAUAAUUAAUUUUAUGUAAGUAAUAAAUACAAUAUUUAAAAUGUUACACUACACUAAUAUACAAUGAAUUUAAAACAAUAAA